This is a messenger RNA of Erigeron canadensis, 2417 nucleotides long. RefSeq lists its product as uncharacterized. NCBI's taxonomy places the organism in Eukaryota, Viridiplantae, Streptophyta, Magnoliopsida, Asterales, Asteraceae. Bases 132 to 2174 code for a protein of 680 amino acids. The transcript has 10 exons. The record is from RefSeq and is a predicted model, not a curated record.
CACACAGUUAAGCGUGUAAAAAUUAUAUUAAUUAAUUAAUUAAUGGCAGAUUUGAUUCAUGUUUGCAUGAUCUAAUGUUAUGAAGUUCAUCAUCUGGGUUUUUAUAUUCAAGGGAUUAAAUUGUGGUUUACAUGAAGAGAUGCAACAAUUUUCAGCAUUUUUAUCCGUUGACAAGUUUCCAAAUUGGGGAUUUGCAGUCUUAUCUUUCGGAACUUAGCAUUUUCUUGGCUCCUGAUAGCAAGGAAUUAUAUGUAUUGGUGGAUAAUAGACCAUGGUUGGAAGAUUUACCCUCAUCACGGCCUGCGCAUCUAUGGCAGUUGAUGGUUACCAAGUCAAGGAUGUCCCCUUUUGCAAACACAAGAGGGCAGAAAGGAAAGAAAGAGACUACGGAUUUUGUUAACAAGAAGGUGGGUUCUAAAGGUUCAAGCCAGUCCCAAAACUUGAGAAAAUGGUUCUCGGUGGUUGAUGCCGCAACACUAUCAAAAAAGAGAGCCUUGCUACCUGUGAAGAAACUCCGUAAUUCCUUGCUUGCAAAUAGCAAAUUGCACAGAACCUUGUUCGGGUUCAUUGUCUUUCGAGUGGCAUGGAAAGAUGUUCGUGGCAUCAAUUACUUAAAUGAGCUUCAGACUGAUACUUCUCUUGCUGUAGAGGCUAAAUACAUGACAAGAUGGGAGUUUGAUAGCAUAGCCCAAGCUGCUAAAUGCAUAAAUACAUGGUUUCCAGGAACACCAAAUGAACGAUUUCUUCUAGGAGAGCAUCUCAACUCUAUGCUAGGGGAUGUGUUCCAUGAUGCUCCUGGAGAAUUUACAGACUGCCAUAAUACUUAUUUUGAUGAAAACAUCAUAAAUGCUAGUGCAGAGAAGGAGAAUGGAUCUCCAUGCACUCCUCAUUCCAAUCUUGGUGAAAAUCUAGAAACUUUAGAAGACGAAACAAGUAUACCACGUACACCUCCUCCCAAGAGAAGGAAAUUAAUGAGUCCUUUAGGUAUCAACGUUGAGCGAAAAUAUUUCACACCAAUAAAGUCUUAUGAUAGUGAUUGUGAUGGAACAGCUGAAGCUACCGAGUACAGGGAUGUGUUGCUUUUGUUUCGGUUCAAUGACCAUGACCUCCCAUUCGAAUUGCAAGAGAUAAUAGUAUCUGAUUUGCGAUUGCUUACGUUAUUAGAGGCUGGACUUCCAUCAUGGGUGAUUUUCUGUCAGUCUUAUCCUGUAUUUUCUCAUAUUUAUCGUCCAUGGAUGUGCCCUCUAGCAAGAGCUCUAUAUGUGGUAAUUUCCGUGGUUACAGUGGUCAUUGGUUUCUAUGAUCUGUACAAAAAUGUUCCUGUUCUCAAGGCAACCGCAUCCCGUUUGUGUGGGCCACUUUUUGAUUGGAUAGAAACGUGGGAAAUGGUAUCAAGGAUCAAGUACUUGGGAACUAUGUUGUUUUUGCAUAAUUCUGAGAAGGCGGUUAUGUGGUUCUUGAUGAUGACACACACUCUCCGAUCAUUUGUUUCUGUUGUCACACAACCGUUAGCUGGUCCAUUUUGGGAUAUUCUUGAGGUUCUCCUUCCCGUUUGGAAUUUGUUUGUUGAGGCAGGACAAUAUUUAUGCUCGUUCAUUUGGAUUCUGACAGAAACUUCAUGGGACAUAGUCCAGAAUCUAGCGGAAGUCAUACUUAUUCCCGUGUGGUCCCUCUUGUCACUUCUUUGGAUGAUUGUAUCGGCCGUGGUAUACCCUAUAUUUUGGUGCCUUUGGGGGAUACUCUCUGCUCCAAUACGUCUCAUUCUUGGUCUAUCCGAUUUUGUGGGAUUUGUCUAUAAUUACAUAUAUGAUUUAGUUGGAGAAAUAUCGCUUAUUGUGAGUGGCAUUUUUAAGUUAGCUUCAACUGCUGAGACAACAGUAAGCACGUAUGAGGUUUCUAUUUGGCGUUCUCUUUGGAGUGACCUCUUCUCCCAUGUUUUUCGUGCUGUCCGGAGUAUUUUAAAUGGAUUUGUUGCAUUUUUUACAGCUUGCAAUAGACAUCGAUUAAGCAUAUAUAAUCAUAUACAGGAGUUCAUUCGAACACUUAAUCAGCCAUCUCAAAGGUCACAGCCCAUGAAUUCUACUCAUCCACCACAGGGAUCUGGAAGUCAAAUUCCGCCUGAGGCCGUCGGGGAACGGAAGUGGCCGCCCCGGAGACACUUUAAACAGAGUUGAUAUCCAAUGUAAAAGUAUUUUGUUCAUUUGCAUAGCAUAUAUUACUAUAUACUUAGUAUAUAUAGAUGAAUUACUCGCUAACCGGCCCAAAAAUGUAUAUAUAAACGCCAGUUAUGUCCAUAGUGAUAGGUAUGUCCGUAUGUGUAUUUAGUUAAUGUUAUUGUGUGUUGUUUUGUUGUUUUUUCCAAGCUACUGAUGUAUUCGAGUUCGUUUAUUUAUGAGAUGUAAAUAAUGUCAGGCAAA